Cordyceps fumosorosea ARSEF 2679 is the source of this 1128-nucleotide messenger RNA. RefSeq names its product Alcohol dehydrogenase superfamily, zinc-type. Bases 1 to 1128 code for a protein of 375 amino acids. Gene Ontology annotation, molecular function: oxidoreductase activity. The transcript has 2 exons. NCBI's taxonomy places the organism in Eukaryota, Fungi, Ascomycota, Sordariomycetes, Hypocreales, Cordycipitaceae. The record is from RefSeq and is a predicted model, not a curated record.
AUGGCGUCCCCGUAUACGAUCAAGUGUAGCGGCAUCGUCGCGUACGGGGAGCAAGACUGGGCGUGGGAGGAGCUUCUUACCCGGGAGCCCAAGGAGGAUGAGUUUCUCGUGGAGAUGAUCGCGACCGGCAUCUGCCACACGGACAUUGCCGGCUACGGUGGAAUCUAUCCGCGCGUGCUAGGACACGAAGGAGCCGGUCGUGUAGUCCGCCUCGGAAGCGAAGACCAGCGCCAGAAGUUCGCCGAGGGCGACCUCGUCAUCCUGUCCGCCGCCGCGUGCCUCGUCUGCGCCUACUGCAAGACCGGCCACCCCGCCUACUGCGUGUACCACGCGGCCCUCACCAGCGCCGCCGACUCGCCCGACUUUGUGCUCGCGCGCGACCCGUCCCGCGUCGUCGGCGGCGGCUUCUUCGGGCAGUCGAGCUUCGCGAGCCGCGCGCCCGUCAAGGUCUCCUGCGCAGCGAACGUGACCGCGCUGAUCCGGGACGCCGCGGAGCUGACGGCGUACGCGCCGCUCGGGUGCGGCAUCAUGACCGGCGCGGGUGCCAUCACGCACGUCGGCCGCUGCGGGCCCGACGACGUGCUCGCCGUGGUCGGGCUCGGCGGCGUCGGGCUGGCCGCCGUGUGCGCCGCCAAGCGUCUCAGCGUGAGGACCGUCAUCGCGGUGGACCGGGCGGACUCGCGUGUCCGGCUCGCCGAGUCACUCGGCGCCACGCAUGGCCUCGCGGCUCCCGGGGAGGGUGACUUGGCGGCGGCGCUGCGCGGGGCGACGCCGGAGGCGCUGGGCUGCACGCACAUCCUGGACGCCACGCCGUCGGUGCAGGUGCUGGGGGAGUGCCUGGAGGCGCUGCGGAGGGGAGGCACGGUGCUGCAGGUCGGGCUGAAGCCGGAGGGGGCGCGGCUGGCGGUUGAUCUCCGGGCGCACAUGGUCAACGGCCGGCGGCUGGUGGGCGUACUAGAGGGCGACAGGGACCCGGCGGAGGCACUGCCGGAGCUGGUGUCGUGGGUCCGGGACGGGUCGCUGCCGCUGGACAGGCUCCUGAGGCACUUCCCGGCCGGGGAGUUUGCGGCGGCGCGCGCGGGGAUGGAGAGCGGCGAGGUCAUCAAGAGCGUGCUGGUAUGGCAGUGA